This is a messenger RNA of Arabidopsis thaliana (thale cress), 1531 nucleotides long. It is a transcript of the gene SWEET16, whose product is annotated as Nodulin MtN3 family protein. Gene Ontology annotation, biological process: sucrose transport; protein homooligomerization. Gene Ontology annotation, molecular function: sugar transmembrane transporter activity. The record is from RefSeq and is marked reviewed. Lineage: Eukaryota; Viridiplantae; Streptophyta; Magnoliopsida; Brassicales; Brassicaceae. The transcript is spliced from 5 exons. The coding region runs from base 97 to 687 and encodes 196 amino acids. Gene Ontology annotation, cellular component: membrane; vacuolar membrane.
GGACAAACACAAAGUAGCGUCCUUAUAAUUUGCUAUCUCUCUCAUCCUAUUUCAAGUCUUUCUCUAUCUACUUUCCUCAGAAACCCAUCCUCAGAGAUGGCAGACUUGAGUUUUUAUGUCGGAGUCAUAGGGAAUGUUAUAUCGGUGCUUGUCUUCCUCUCCCCUGUGGAGACGUUUUGGAGGAUAGUGCAGCGGAGAUCGACGGAGGAAUACGAGUGUUUUCCGUACAUUUGCACGUUAAUGAGCUCGUCGUUAUGGACAUAUUACGGAAUAGUGACACCUGGUGAAUACUUGGUUUCUACUGUCAAUGGCUUUGGUGCUCUUGCUGAAUCCAUCUACGUUCUCAUUUUCCUCUUCUUUGUCCCCAAAUCCAGAUUCUUGAAAACAGUUGUUGUGGUUCUAGCUUUGAACGUGUGUUUCCCAGUUAUCGCGAUUGCGGGAACAAGAACUCUGUUUGGAGAUGCAAACUCGCGUUCUAGUUCAAUGGGUUUCAUAUGUGCUACUCUCAACAUUAUCAUGUAUGGUUCUCCUCUUUCAGCUAUUGUAAGUCUCUCUUUUUUCUCUUUAUCACACUAUCUUAAUAUCUUAUACACACUUGCUACGAAGGACAAUAAUAUAUACGCUAUACCAAUAACUCUACUUUGCUUGCUUUCAAAAGGUUUGUGGCUGGUUGUCGUAGAAAACUAAAUUUAAAAUAGCUUAUUCAUUUCUCUUACAAUAUAUGCAAAUAUUAAUUAUUGCAUACUAAACGACUAAACUUCUAAAUGAGCCUAUUGGUUUUGUAUUUAAACUGAGGGCCCAAGGACGUUGCUUCAUUAAGCUACCAUGGACCGGUCUUGGGCUGUUAUAUAUUAUAAAUGUUAUAUUUCCUUUCAGCAAUAAGUAAACCAACCACCACUAAAAGAGACAGAAAUUGUAUGGAGAGUGUUUUUCAGCAUGUUUUUAUCCAAAAAAAUAUCAAUGUCAUUGUAUCUAUUAUCACUAUUAGAUGGUCAUUUCGAUGUAUACGCGUUUAUCUAAUUCAUUUUGAUCAUAUCAGAAAACGGUUGUGACGACGAGAAGUGUGCAGUUUAUGCCAUUUUGGUUGUCAUUUUUCCUCUUUCUGAACGGCGCGAUUUGGGGUGUCUACGCUUUACUCCUACACGAUAUGUUUCUACUAGUGCCAAAUGGAAUGGGAUUCUUUCUUGGGAUAAUGCAACUCCUAAUUUAUGCCUAUUACAGAAAUGCCGAACCAAUUGUAGAAGAUGAAGAAGGCCUCAUACCAAAUCAACCUCUCCUCGCUUAACCUCGUCUUUUACCCAUCAAAAUUUCUAAAAUAAUUUAUCCUGACAAACAAAAUAAAUAUUCGAUUCUUUUUUCGGUUGAGUAUUGGUUUUUGACUGUGUCCUAGCUAUUAAAAAAAUUCUCUUUUCUUUUUUUUUUUCUCUCCGGAUAUGACAGUUUUAAGUUUACAUUGCAAACAUUAUUCAAUGAUUACUUUUUGGUCACACUAUGUUUUCUUAAUCGAGAUAUAUGACCAUUAUUGGAAUAA